AUGGCUCAUAGUAUCGACCAACCGCUUUUGCUAGAUAUACACCAGUGGAAAGAGACUGGCGACUUGCUUGAAAAAGCAAUGAGCAGGUAUAUAGAGCUGAGCAUCUCACUCAAAGACAGCCUUUGGCCAAAGAAAGCAACCCCCAAGGAGUUAACCACACAGAUCGGCUAUGCACUCGAGCAGAUACAAGAUAGUUUCUUUCCAAAGAUCUUUCGUAUUCGCAGCACCCUGGCCCAAAUUAGAAAUAGCAUUACCUGCCCCACAUGUGCUUUGCCCCGCGAAGUCCUAUCUGAAAUUUUCGCAAACGUUGUCUUUGACUUUUCAUAUUAUUCUCCUGUGUCCGAAUCCUUGAAGACAAAGGUGUUUAGAAUCUACCGCGCGAUCUACAACCUGAUCGGAGUCUGUACCGAGUGGAGGGACGUUGUAUUAAAUAAUGGCUCAUUCUGGUCAAUCAUUCCUAUCUUUGGCUCUCCGUCUUACGACCUUCUGGGCGAGAAUCCGAACCCUGUUCCAACACACAUGCUUGAAAGAUCCAAGGGGAACUUGUAUCUUGUGGCUACUCAGCUUUGCAAUCCAAUAUCUGAGCCUGUCUUAUCCGAGCUAGUUCCGAGAUUUCGUGCUGUGAAUAUUUCCACAACAAGUCUAUCUACAGUCCGGAACAUUCUGAGUGCAUUCUUAGUCACCAAUUUGUCUGCACAUCUGGGACUAUCUGAGAUAUCGAUAUACAAGGACCAGCGCGAUUCGUAUUACGAAUCCCUCCCACAAGAAAAUAACAACGUCUUCUCACCAGGCUCGACAGAGCACAACUCAUUCACACAUCUUAUUUCUUCUCUCUCUGCAAUACGAAUUCGCGGAACCCAGUUGUGCUGGCACACAUUUAACUACUCGCACCGGCUGACCGAACUCCACCUUCAAGAAGUCCUGUUCGGCUACGACGAGGCGGUGGCAAACUUUCUUGGUACACUCUCUUCAGCGAGUCAGCUACGAGUCCUGAAGUUCAUUUCCGUCAGAAGUUUUUACGAUGGUCCACUUGGCGAUAAAAUGCCAAAAAUCCAGCUUCCGAGUCUACAAAUCCUUCUCGCUGACGAUUUAUACUUCAACACUCUCGAUACCUUCUUAUCUUCUAUUACUUCUCGCUCUCAUCGCUUGAGACUACUCCUGAGUGGAAGAAGCCUGUACCUUCGAUUUUGUCGGGGCACUCGUGAGCGCGAAGAAAUUAGCUGGGAGACUCUUUGCGAAUUAAUGAGAAACGUGCUCGUUAAGGACCUUUUGAUCACCGGAGAUGGCAUUGACCCUUGGCCGUCUUCGUCCCCCAAGUCGCUGGGAGAAUUGAUCAAGUCGGUGGUUCCAGGUUUAGAGACACUAUGGAUGAACUCGUGGAAUUUUGAUGCUGCUUAUUGCAAUGUUCUGACGCAUAGCUCACUCUCCCAAGGCUCACUGGUCGCCAGCAUUGCUAAUCUUUACAUAACGCGCGCCAAGGUUUUUAGUUCGGAAGCCAUUGUAGAUAUGGUGACCAGUCACCUGAAGUCAAUUCGACAACUAGAACUUGGACUGGCUGUGCAGGGUGAUGGAGAGGAGCGAUGGACCCCAGUUGAAGGAGAUCAUCCUCUCGCGAAGGCUUUUAAAGACAUCAUACCUGAUUGUCGCAUUACAAAUUAUCAAGCUUAUCCAGUAGAGUUUGAAGACGCCCCCUGGGAAUUAUGGUAA
Rhizoctonia solani is the source of this 1707-nucleotide messenger RNA. RefSeq names its product F-box-like protein. The coding region runs from base 1 to 1707 and encodes 568 amino acids. The transcript has 2 exons. Lineage: Eukaryota; Fungi; Basidiomycota; Agaricomycetes; Cantharellales; Ceratobasidiaceae. The record is from RefSeq and is a predicted model, not a curated record.